Acytostelium subglobosum LB1 is the source of this 957-nucleotide messenger RNA. RefSeq lists its product as hypothetical. The annotation marks the transcript as partial. The transcript has 4 exons. NCBI's taxonomy places the organism in Eukaryota, Evosea, Eumycetozoa, Acytosteliales, Acytosteliaceae. The record is from RefSeq and is a predicted model, not a curated record. Gene Ontology annotation, biological process: transmembrane transport.
ACACGCGAUCAAUCAACAACAUUGGAAACUGCUACAGUACCAACGACAACAACUGGGUCACCGACAUCAUCGACGUCUCAUUCAAACAUUCGAUCACUCUAUGCUGGUGGCAUAUCUGGUGUUGUCUCACGUACUCUGACUGCACCCUUGGAGCGACUAAAGAUACUCAAUCAAGCACAACCAUUGUUGAACAAUGGAACCAAAUACAAUAAUAUAGGUUCAGGCCUAAUGACUAUAUGGCGCGAAGAAGGAAUACGUGGACUAUUCAAAGGCAAUGGAACCAAUGUACUCAAGGCAGGCCCUCACUCGGCCAUUCGAUUCUACUCCUACGAGUACUUUAAACAUAUUGGCGAUCAACCAUUAUCAUCAAUAACAAGAACACAACAACUUUGGGCUGGCGCAUGCGCUGGUGUCACAUCUGUCACAUUUACAUAUCCUCUUGAGGUCGUCAAGACAAAGAUGACCUUGCAGUUUGGCGAGACUCCUCGAUAUAGUAGCAUAAUGCAUUGUGUACAGUCGACCGUGCAGCAAGAGGGCGUGCGCGGCUUGUUCAGAGGCCUGAGCGCAGGCAUACUCAACAUCGCGCCAUUCUCUGCGCUCAACUUUGCCUCGUACGAAUGGUUCAAGUCGAUGGGCAACAAACUGUAUAUGAACACACCACCCGUCUACCUCUCAACGGUUUACGGCGCACUGAGUGGCGCGUACGCCAUGACGAUACUAUACCCCCUGGACGUGAUCAAGCGACGCAUCAUGCUACAGGGCUACAAUGGCAGCACGGUGGUCUACCGCAACUUUGCCCACUGCGCCUACAAGAUCGCCACGGACGAGGGUGUGCGCGCGCUCUACCACGGCAUCAAACCGGCCUACGCCAAGGUGAUCCCCACCGUCAGUCUCAACUUCUUUGUGUACGAAGCUGCUCUGCUGCUGUUCCCCAGUGCCAAGGAGAGUGGCGGCGCC